GUAUCCUUCAUGCAAUGGAUCUCGGUAGCCGGGGGGAAAUUCACAGUCCUUUCUUAUGUAACAAGUUUAAUCUUGUUUACAUUAUUCCACCAGGGAGAGUGAACACAAGGUUCUUACUCUCGAUGUUGGCUGCCUAUUCAUUCGGUGCUUCUGUUAAUGCUUUUCCAAAUUAUCUCUUCGAAAUCAAGCAACGCAUUGUUCUCAGACUUUUGACAGGUAUAACAAUUGGCUCUGGAAAUUUAUUGUGUAGAGCCAUCACAGCUAGGAAAAGGAGUGAAAUCUACCGCGGUUGCAUGAAAUAUUGUUUUGUUCUACCGCUCUAUGCCUUAGUUUUCAUUGUUUUGGACAAGAGUCGCUCAGCUCUUUUGGUGAUAAAAAUACACACUGUGCAGAUAUUGUUCAUGGGGUAUCUUAUGAUAUAUAGCCAAGAAAUAUUGUACGAUGCAGACUUUGGAGAUAUUAACUCCGUCAACUGCAUGCUCACCGUCUUCUUCCAUUUACCGGGCAUAGUCAUCCAUGCUGCAAGGCUAUACCUGCAGGGUGCAGGAAUUGAACAACAUGAACACAAUUAA
This is a messenger RNA of Solanum stenotomum, 572 nucleotides long. RefSeq lists its product as uncharacterized. Gene Ontology annotation, cellular component: membrane. The transcript has 4 exons. The record is from RefSeq and is a predicted model, not a curated record. Bases 15 to 572 code for a protein of 185 amino acids. Lineage: Eukaryota; Viridiplantae; Streptophyta; Magnoliopsida; Solanales; Solanaceae.